CGGGCGGGCGGAGCAGCGGCCGGGGCUGGCACCGGCGGCGAGCAGGCAACAUGGAGCUCGCUCUGCUCUUGGCAGCACUCCUGGGACUCCUCAUUGUCAAGGCUCUUUUGUUUCAGCUGAGAAACCCGAGCUCCCCUCCUUGCAUCAGGAGCUGGAUCCCUUGGUUUGGAGCCGCGUUUCAGUUCGGGAAAGCUCCUCUGGAGUUUAUAGAGCAAGCCAGAAACAAGCAUGGACCUGUGUUCACAAUAUUUGCUCUGGGAAAACGGUUCACUUUUGUGACUGAGGAGGAAGGAGCUGAAGCAUUUUUUAAAUCUGAAGACUUAAAUUUUGAGCAGGCGGUACAACAAGCUGUCGAGAAUGCCGUCUCUGUUCCUGCAGAAGCAUUUUAUCAGAACCAUGGUAACCUCUACAGCAUGAUGAAGGGGAAAAUGAGUCCCUCUAAUCUGCACAUGUUCUCGGGCACUUUGUGUAAGGAGCUCCAUGAGCACAUGGCUCACCUGGGCACGGAGGGCACAGGUGACCUCAAUGACCUGGUGAGGCAUGUCAUGUAUCCAGCGGUGGUGAACACCCUGUUUGGGAAGGGCAUCUGCCCAACCAGUCCGAGUGAAAUCAAGGAGUUUGAAGAGCAUUUUCAGAAGUAUGAUGAGGACUUUGAAUAUGCUUCUCAGAUGCCCGAGUGCUUCCUGAGGAACUGGUCUAAAUCCAAAAAAUGGCUUCUAAAAUUAUUUGAGAAAGUAGUGUUGGAUGCUGAAAGGACCGACCCUUCAGAGACUGCCUCCAAGACACUUCUACAACAUCUCCUGGAUAAUUUACAGGGAAAACAUCUAGCUCCCAAUUAUGGUCUCCUGAUGCUCUGGGCUGCCCAAGCAAAUGCUGUGCCUGUUGCAUUUUGGACCCUUGCUUUCAUACUCUCGAAUCCUUCCAUUUACAAGAAAGUCAUGGAAGACCUGGCUUCUGUUUUUGGCAAAGCAGGUAAAGAUAAACUGGAAGUCUCUGAGGAGGCCCUGAAGAAGAUCCCUUUCAUUAAAUGGUGCACUUUGGAAGCCAUACGGUUGAGGUCUCCAGGUGCAAUCACCAAGAAAGUCAUAAACCCAAUUAGAAUUAAGAAUUUCACCAUUCCUGCAGGUGACAUGCUGAUGUUGUCACCAUAUUGGUUGCACCGGAAUCCAAAAUAUUUUCCUGACCCAGAAACAUUCAAACCUGAUCGUUGGAAAGAGGCAAAUUUAGAGAAGAAUGCUUUCUUGGACAGCUUUGUGGCAUUCGGAGGAGGGAAGCAUCAGUGUCCAGGAAGGUGGUUUGCAAUCAUGGAAAUCCAGCUGUUUGUUGUGCUGUUCCUGUACAAGUAUGAAUUUUUGCUGUUGGAUGCAGUGCCAAAGGAGAGCCCUUUACAUUUGGUGGGGACACAACAACCCAUGGCACCGUUACGGGUCCGGUAUAAAUGCCGGGAAUGAAAGUUGUGCAGCACUGACUUUUCUUUGCCAGCCCAGACUGGAGGGAUGAACCACUGAGCUGCUUCCCAAUCCCACAUCUUCAGGCAGGUUCUCUGAGAGUUCUUGAUUUCAGCUUUCAGUGCUGUACACUGUGCUGUGCCAAACCAGUGCAGUUGUACCUGUGCUCUCCUGUGGCUGCCCACCUCCCAGUGCUUCAAUCCAAGCUCGCCUGCUGCAUUCAUAAUUUGUGGGUCAGUUAUUCACAGACUUUGCAAAUCUGAUAUACUAAACUCACCAACCAAACAUUCAGGACAAAAAGCUGCAGUAAUCUGGAAAUCCUGCAUGGAAGCUGUGCCAGAACCAGUGGAGAAGCAGCUCCCUUGGCCAGGUCACUGCUUCCUGCAGGGUGCUUCAAACGAAGGCCAAACUGUUGCCUCUUGCUAAGAAAUCACAUUGGUAACAACAAACAGACUGAUGCUGGUGUGCACAAAAUCCAGGACAGUCUGACAGAGACCUCUGGAUCAGCUCCACAUCCUGAUAAACUGCAGUGACUUGUGUAUCACUGCCUGUGUGGGCAGGUGAAGGUCUGGCCUGCUCUACCUACAACCAGUGCCAACUUAUUGCAAAUAAAAUGAAUUUGUAAUGGAAAAAUUGCAAGCGUUUGGGAUCUUGUUCCACUGAAGCAAGUGCCUAAAAUUUCUGCUGAGCUUUGCUCCACAGGAUUCAGAAUCAGUCCUUGCAUGAAUUUGCAAUAAAAGUUUGACUGUAAUGUUUGCCUUCCAAUAAAAAGUGAUUACAAGGAAA
This is a messenger RNA of Cyanistes caeruleus (blue tit), 2234 nucleotides long. RefSeq names its product cytochrome P450 family 39 subfamily A member 1 (gene CYP39A1). Gene Ontology annotation, biological process: bile acid biosynthetic process; cholesterol homeostasis. Gene Ontology annotation, molecular function: iron ion binding; oxysterol 7-alpha-hydroxylase activity; heme binding. NCBI's taxonomy places the organism in Eukaryota, Metazoa, Chordata, Aves, Passeriformes, Paridae. The record is from RefSeq and is a predicted model, not a curated record.